AGAUUCAUCAGAAAAUGAAUAAUAAUAAUAAUAAUACACAACAACCAUAAUAAUUAAAUGUCGAAAUCAAUCAAGUAUAGGUAAUACAACAACCUCAACAACAAAAUGUCCAAAAUGUUUCACAGAGUCAAGUGGAAGAAAAAUUUAAUAUGUUGGAAAAAUAAAAACAAUAAUCGAUAAUCAUUACAUGAAAAUAAUUGGAAUAAAAUGAAGAGGAGAUUAUAACUUAAAAUUAAUUUAAUACAGGGAUAUAGAAAUAAACAAUUAUAAUAUCAGAUGAUGAAAAGAAAACAAGAGGAAGAGAUAGAUUACCACCAAACUCCAACAAAAAGAGAUAAUAAAAGAGUAAAUAGAAAGAGACAACAUAAGUCACAUAAGAGAUCUUUUGGAUAUGAGAUGAUUAUAAGACGACCAAUAACCCAAGCAAUGAUGAGGAAUGAAGAUGGGACUUAGAACUUUGUAUGUGAUAAGAUUUAGCUAGAAUCAAAAUAUGGUGAUUAUGAAGAAGAGGCAAAGAAAAAACAAGAGAAAGCAAUAAAUGCGAAUUAGCUAUGCUUUAGAGAACUUAAAUAUGAUGGAAUAGUACAUGACAUGGCAAUCACAUGAACAAUAAG
Molecule: messenger RNA, 614 nt
Organism: Paramecium sonneborni
Lineage: Eukaryota; Ciliophora; Oligohymenophorea; Peniculida; Parameciidae
Source: the annotation of a GenBank genome assembly